Molecule: messenger RNA, 2679 nt
Organism: Penicillium riverlandense
Lineage: Eukaryota; Fungi; Ascomycota; Eurotiomycetes; Eurotiales; Aspergillaceae
Product: RING finger protein
Exons: 4
Coding region: 1-2679 (892 amino acids)
Source: RefSeq, a predicted model, not a curated record
AUGGCUGCGGCGGAUGCGCCGGCUGGCUUGAUGGACAUUGCCACCGCCCUGACCCCGGCCGAGAUUCCUUUCAAGCUGCGAUGCGCCAUCUGCAGCAACCUCGCCCUGAACGCUUUCCGUCUGCCGUGCUGCGACCAGUCCAUCUGCGAAAGCUGCCAAUCGUCCCUCCACGAUACCUGUCCCGUCUGCGCACAUACGCCAGUCUCUGCGGACCUCUGCAAGCCCAACAAAGCUCUGCGGACCACCCUCAAGGCCUUCCUACGCACCGAGGAGAAGAAGAGGGAAAAGGAUCGCCAGGCCACGGUCCCGCCGACGCCCGACACACCGGCAGACAGCGUCGCAGCUCCGCAAGAGACACCCACAGAGACGACAGUGACGGACCCAGCCCCGGUCUCAAAGUCUCCGGAUGCGACUCAGCCGGGAGAGUCAAAAUCAGAAGACACUUCGGCCGAUGUGCCGCCGGCUGGCACGACAACCGAGAUCGAGCCAAAGACCGAGCCAGAGCCUGCGGACCAGCUCGAACCGGCAGCUGACCAGCAGGCUACUUCUGUCCAAAAUGCCGAUACGGCCAAUUCCGCUGAAUCGAACAAUCUUCCCGCUGAGGCAGAUGCGCCAAUCCCCCAAGAUGAAUCCGCCUUGGCCGGCCCGCCAAGCUUCCCACAGCAACAAAAUCUCCAGUUCAUGCCCCAAAACAUGGUCUCCGGAGGCUUCCCCGGCAUGGGCUGGAACGGGGGCGCCAAUUUUGGUGCAAUGAACCCAUAUAUGGCCAACGGCAUGUUCAGCUUCCCCAACGCGAUGGGUACGUUCUCCCUAGACAUCCCUGUCCGCCGCCAAUCCACUGACUCUCUUUCUUCAGGAAUGCCGAUGGCGAUGGACCCGAUGGCCGCAAAUCAGGGGAUGUUCGGUGACUACGAAAUGAACAUGACGGGCAUGAUGAACAUGGGGGUGAACUACAACGGGCAGGGCAUGUAUGGAUCCUUAGGAUGGGAUGGCUCCCAGCAAAACAACAUGUGGCACGGAGGCCAAGAUAAAUUUAAUCCAAAUGCUUUCGCAAAUGGCACGGGCUCUCCCUACGGAGCUGCAUUUGCCGGAUCUAAUAUGUCUCCUUACCCUUCUAACCCGGACUUCCAGGCGGGCUAUCAUGGGCAUGGUCGUGGUGGGUUUCGAGGCCGGGGCAGAGGCCACUUUGCUGGUGCCGGACGAGGUGGUUUUGGGGGAUCGGGCCCCUUUAUACAAGGUGCCCACUCACCAGGGUUCCCCAACCAGUCUUCCCCGAACGGUACCGCUCCAAGCGGGAACGAUGGGCCCCAUGCUGGCCCGGUAUCUGGUGAAAAUGCUACCGCCGAGGGCGCCGAGGAUGGCCAGGAAGGAGCUGCAGCAGCAGAGGGUCCGCCGGACAAUCACACUGACCAACAGCUCCAGGGGAUUCCCACUAUUGACAGCUUCGAUCAGCCAGUUCCAAUGAACCCCGGUCCGUCUGCCAACCGUAUGGGAUCUGGAUACGGGCGAGGGGGAUACAUGCGCGGACCUAGCCGCGGUGGGUUUAACGGUGGUCCGAUGUCUGGACCCUAUCAGCCCACUAAUACGCCCACGGAGCCUCGUGGUGUCGGAGUGGAAGGUGCCCCGGCUGCACCGCGAGCAAUGCGACAAGGUCUCCCCAAUACCAGCGUAUUCCGACAGCGCGGCUUCCAAGUCCAGGGCCUGGCCGGUAGUCACUCGCGCGGACAGUCACAAGGGGCAAACUCGGAGGCUCUUCGCGACGACGUCCAGUCGCAAUCCCCAGCCAACACCCCAUCCAAACCCGUGGGAUCCCGGUCUCAAUCACCAUCACAGAGCCAGGUCCUUCGCUCUCCUUCUCCCAGUGUGCACGACCAAGAUAGCAGACGUGAAAGAAACCCCGAGCGUAGCGGCCGGACUGAUCAAGAUCGGCCCUCCCGAUCCAGAUCCCCUAAACCUUCCCGCCGGUCCUCCAAGCGAGGACACCACGAAAGUGACGGAGACGGAAAAAGCAGUCGUCGCCACCACUCGCGUCGUCAUCGCAGCCGUACCGGCAGUCGCAGCCGCAGUCCGAGCCGCAAUGGAGACAGUCACCAUGCAGACCGUCUAUCCCAAAUCGCAGAAGAGCCAAAAACCAAUGGACGCAGCAAACCAUCUUCAGAAAAGGGCGGGCGUGAUCUCGCCAGUCGGAUCAGCACUGGCAUGCGAUCCCGUCACCGUGAGGAAGAGCGCGAGAGUGGUCGGGAUCGAGAACGUCGUCGUCGGGACCGAAACCGCGAUCGGGAUCGUGAUGCCGAAGGCGAGCGUCGUCGGGACCGUGAACGUGAGAAAGACCGUGUGCGGGAGUCUGAUCGAGAACGCCCCCGCGAGCGGGACCGUAAGAGAUCCCGUCGUGAUCGAUCUGAAUCGGCCAACGCAGAUGCCCACCUUUCUCGAGAACAUGCCCGCCGCACCAAGCGCAGCCGCACCGACGAUGGCCAAGCUCAAGACCGUCUGAACGGUUCAGCCGAACCGGAAAAGGACCCGCACACAAUUGAGCGCGAGGCGCGCAAUCGCGAGCGUCUUCUGCGUGAGCAGCAGCGACGUGAAUUGGCCAAAUCGGGCCGUCGAGACAGCCGGCCGGACCGCGUGCUGGGCGGCCGUCGCAUCAACUACAAAUAUGAAGAUGAGCUUGAUCACUAG